Molecule: messenger RNA, 3756 nt
Organism: Ornithorhynchus anatinus (platypus)
Lineage: Eukaryota; Metazoa; Chordata; Mammalia; Monotremata; Ornithorhynchidae
Gene: RFLNB
Product: refilin B
Exons: 4
Coding region: 128-739 (203 amino acids)
Biological process (GO): negative regulation of bone mineralization involved in bone maturation; actin filament bundle organization; negative regulation of chondrocyte development
Cellular component (GO): actin filament bundle
Molecular function (GO): filamin binding
Source: RefSeq, a predicted model, not a curated record
GAGCAGCCGGCGCCGGCUGCAGGUGUCGGCCCAGUUGCAGAAGGUUCCGAGCGGCGGCGGCGGCGGCGGCGGCUGGAGCCUGGUGGGGGUUUUCCAGCGGAGCGGAGCGGAGCGGAGCGGAGCGGCCAUGGUGGGCCGCCUGAGCCUGCAGGAUGUCCCCGAGCCCCUGGACAUGAAGAAGCGAGGGGAGCGCGUCCUGGACAGCCCCGACUCCGGCCUGCCCCCCAGCCCCGGACCCCCGCCCGGGCCGCACCACGGGCCGCCAGAGGCCCCCGCCAAGCCCGGACGGACGGACCGGAAUUGUGUCUUUUUACCCAAUCCUGUGGCCCCCAGCGGUCCUUCGAGGUUGUGCCCUCUGUCUUUUGGCGAGGGAGUUGAGUUCGACCCUUUGCCACCGAAGGAAGUCAGAUACACCUCCUCCGUCAAGUAUGACUCCGAGAAGCACUUUGUCGACAACAUUUACCUGCCGGUGGGCCUGGGGGUCUCGUCUUGCAGCCAGACGAUCAUCUGCCUCCCCAACCGCACGUGGCGCAGCUACAAAGCCGAAAUCCACUUCGAGCCCCGGAACAAGCCCCUCCGGUUCCUGAGCACCACCAUCAUCUACCCCAAGUUCGCCAAGACUGUGUGCACCACCACGCUGGAUUACAACUGCAGGAAGGCCGUGAGACGCUUUCUGUCCAGCGUAGAGCUGGAGGCCUCCGAGUAUCUUGGAAGAGAUUGCCUCUCGGAUGAGUGCUGACCGCCACGUCCGGGCCGACGGGAUUCAAAGCGGGCCCGCCGCGGGGAGCGUCCUGAAGCUUCCUUAGCCGGCCCGGUCCGUCCGGCCUGGGCCGUCCUGCCUGUUCCGCGUGACCAAGCCACCGAAACCCCUGAGGGGUCUCCCCCUUCCGUUAGCCCGUUCAGGCACCCGGCAGCUUCCGGGGAGCGUGGGGGGAGAAGAACAUCGGUGGCACUUAGCGAUUGUGGGAAUCUGAUUUUUUUUUAAAAAAAAAAAACGAAAGCUUUGUGUAUUCAGGUUGCCAGCUGCAGGUUUUCCAUGGGGUCUCAAGUGGACAGGAAAACUAAAUGGAAAGUGACCCAGCAAUUUCAAAUAGAAAAAGCUCCCUUUAUCCAUAGAUAAAGAUUGUCCUCCAUCUGUGAAAUGUAUGGGAAGAGGGUCCCUUGGAUAGGAGAAUCGAGUUUGAAGAGGCCUCAGCGGUGACCAUCUUGGCGGCUAUAAGAGCCGGUGGUUGGUGAUGCAGCAAGAUGCCCCUCGCUGGAUGUGUAAAUCUAGGUCUGUCACUUAUUUCCCUCUCAGCAAGGAUUCAGAUGCUGCAGGGACCCCAAAAUGGUAGAGACAUGGAUUGGAAAAAGGUGGAACCGUGACGUGAGAUGCCUCAUCCGCCUCCUCAGUAUAAAUUCCCCGGGGAAGCUGGGGUGCUGAGUAAAAGCGCUGAUGAAGGUCUCCCCGGCUUACUCAGCCACAGACCCUGUCCAAAGUCCAGGCUCCCCUGAAAAUCAGAGAACACCCCCCGAAAUGGGGCAACUGCCUAUGUGAGGAGGCGGGUAGAACGGGACCGAAACCGGUACUUGAAAGGCUUUUCUGGGAGAAUUCUUUCAGACGGCACAAAGGCGUAGGAAAUGACCAGCGUGAGUGAGCCCUUAAUUUUAUCAGAGAAGUAGAGUUCGUAGACUCUGCUCUUACCCCACACCUUUCACACGGUGGGUUUUGGCACUUUAUAAUCCAUGAGACCUUUCCUGAGAAGCAAAAAAAAACCCAACCUUGCAGAUCCCCGUAGACCUCCUUCCUCAGCACACGAUCCCAACCAGAGCCCCGGAAAACUAAGGCUUUAAUAUCCUCUGACUGAAAGAAACCUCUGCUCCGGAGUUCACAUCUGAGGAAAGCACUCAAACGUCUAGAGCAAAAUGCUGCCAGGCAGUGAGUCUCCUUCUCCUUCUUCUCCUCCUCCUCACCUCCCCCUCUCGGGUCACCUCUGCAAUGCCGGGGUGCAGGAGCGGAGUUGCGGGUCUUCGCUGUCUUGCUUCCCUGGGAUCUCACCCCCCUACCCCCUCUAGAACCCCCUUUCCACUUGUAGCCAUACCUGCUCUGAAAGAGUCGGAGGUGAGUUGAGGAAGCGGCUUUUGAAAAUUGACAUCCCCGCCCUCGAUUUAACGAUGGCCCUUCUUAGACCGAUGCCCUUCUUAGACCGAUCGGACUCAGAACAGGUUCAGGCCCCUCGCUUGCCCCAUUGUGAUGGCCCCCCUGUUCUCGGGGACUUAAGCUUUCUGGCCUGCUCCCAGUCCAUUAGUCAAAAGUCCUUAAUUCUCUAUUGAUGUUGGAGACAAAAGAAAAAACUGUCAUUUCAGAGACUCUUCGGGAACACAUCCCUGAUGAAAUCUUUUGAAUGGCGAAAUGGCUCACGCUUUUCAACCCUGAGAAGAAUGGAAACUGUUUUUCCUGCUUCUGCAAAUAAUGUGCAAGUCGUAAUGAAAGCCGUUCUUGUGGCGACAUUGCCCCCAAGCGGAUUGGUAAAAUACUCAGCGUGGCAGAGCCUUUACAUUUUCCUUUUUAAAAAUAUUCUUAUUGCUCGUUACUGCUCUGGAGCAUCUGAUUCGCACUGGGGCAGCCAAGGGGUGUAGAGUUGUUUGACCUGUCUUCUUUUUCGGACCCUCUGGUUUGUAAACCUACCGGAUCUGGGAGCUACACUGUAGAAGUGACGGUCCCCGUCGAUCUCACGUGAACAACAGGGACAGGUCCAACCGGAGGGGGUUUUCAUCCCAAAUUUCACCCGACAGCCUAAUCGGCCGGUUAUCGGGAAUGACAAGAUGGAAAUCACCUUAGAGCUUUCAAAUUUUAUUUCAGUGACAAAUGGAGUCCAUCUCUACAGCUUGAGUAUUUUUCAGUCCUGCAGCCAGCACUUUGGCCAUAUUGCAAAGGUGGGAACUUAGUUAAUUUGCUACAUUAUUUUGUCAUUGCAGGGAAAGUGGGGGAAGGGAGUCAUGAGGAGAAUAGAGUCCCUUUUGAAGCAGCAAUCGUUGUGGUUUCUAAGCUUAGAUAUUCACUUGUGAAUAUUCCUUAGGCUGGAGAGUUAACAGGUUGCAGUAAAUUCAGGCAAGUUUCCUGUAAAGUAAGUGUAAAGAGAAUCUGAAAUGUAAAGAGAGUGAGAAUGAGGAAGUGCAUAGGAAAGGGUUAUGGAAAAGUGACAGUUGUUUUCCAGAGUUUUUCUUUUAGGAAUUAGCUGUCAUUCUUCCGUCUUCAUUACCUGGCUGGUUAAAGACAGUGGCAAGUAAGUAUGGAAAAGGAAGAGGCGGUUUAGUGACAGAGGGUUGUUAGAGAAUUCUCAGUUUUGGCAAAAGGUGGAUUGAACUGCAAAGACCAAUAAUAAAACCAUAUUAGAGCUUUUCCAGGAACACAACUCAAACUCACACCGGCCUAGUCGUUCGUAAAUGUCACCCGGAAACAUAUGUUAGUUGUGUCCAUUAAAAAUGAGUUGGAAGGAAAAAAAUUCCAAACCGUGACCUUUGAAUAGUUCCAGUUAAGUUGCUAAAAGUGUGUGAAAGGUCCAACUGGGGAGACAUAUUUAAAGGUAGGUGUUUCCUUUUUAAGUGGCAUACCUCAAGAAAUCGUUGUGAUGCUUCAUUUUAAUGCUUGGUCUUGUCAAGUUUAGAAAACCAGAAUAGCAUUUUGCAUAAACUCUGGUCUAUCUUUGGCACAUUUUUUUUUCCUAAUUUGCUUUAUUAAUUUUUCAUUUCACAAUAAAUUAUCUGAAAAUAUAA